AUGAAGUUAACUUCUCUCAUUCUUUAUGCCACUGUCACUGUUGCUUCCAACUUUGUCCCAUUUACGGAAGAAACAAUAGAAUUGCUAAAGAGAGCCGAAGAUGAAGAAUGUGGUAAAAGUUGUGUCAAAGCAGGAGAUUUGCAGGUGAAGCAAUGCAAAGACACAUACGAAUCUAAUAAUGCCCUUGACGUAAAUGAAUGUGUUUGCCGUCUCGGAGAUGAAUAUUGGGAAUUGUUAAGCACUUGUGUUAAAGGUUGUGAUGAAUACCGUGGAAGUAAUUCUGCCGAAGACCCCACCCAAUUAAAGAAAAACUACUGUCAAGCAGUUAAAGUACAUACUGACUUUGAUGAUGGUAUAGAAACUUCUAAGGAUGACAAGACUUCUGAUGAUGAUAAACAAUCCAGCAAAACCAAAGACAAGUCAGAUGAUAAGGAAACCAAAACUACAACUGGCGACAAAUCUGAAACUGACAAGGAUUCUAAAACCUUGACCUCGGACAAGAAUUCUAAAACCACUGAUAAAGACAAGUCUGAAACUGACAAAAGUGGUUCGGCUACAAAAACUACUGAUAAAGACACAAAAACAACAAGCGAUUCUAGUGCAACAGACGAACCUAAUUCGAAAUCUGAAUCCCUGACUGGAGCUGCUGGCACUGCUGUUUGGGGAGCUGGUUCAUUGUUCUUGGUAGCUAUUGCUAUGCUUUAA
Molecule: messenger RNA, 705 nt
Organism: Spathaspora passalidarum NRRL Y-27907
Lineage: Eukaryota; Fungi; Ascomycota; Pichiomycetes; Serinales; Debaryomycetaceae
Exons: 1
Coding region: 1-705 (234 amino acids)
Source: RefSeq, a predicted model, not a curated record